Molecule: messenger RNA, 543 nt
Organism: Porites evermanni
Lineage: Eukaryota; Metazoa; Cnidaria; Anthozoa; Scleractinia; Poritidae
Source: the annotation of a GenBank genome assembly
AUGGCCGAGGGCUGCCAAACAAACCCAGAAUGCUAUGUGGGAUCCACGUCCAACAUGGCGGAUGCUUGGCGGGAGGAUUUGAAGCUAAGAGAAGAUAUGGAAAGAUAUGUAAGACAGGAAUAUAAAAGGGAAGAAGCCCUAGAUUUCUUAAAGUGGGAUUUUCCGAUGUAUGCCUGGAGCAUUCGUUCGUUAGACAGACGUUUACGAUGUUUCGAAAUCUAUUACAAUAAUCCAGAGGUUUCCGUGGAAGAAGUCAAAGAUGCAGUAAAGAAGGAGUUGGAAGGUCCUGGAAAACCUCUUGGGUAUCGUGCCAUGCACAAGAAAGUAAGGCAAGAAUACAAUCUUCACGUCACUCGUGAUGCUGUGUAUAAUGUUUUGUACGAUCUUGAUCCAGAAGGCCUGGAAGCUCCCGGUGGUAUCGGAGCAAAGAAAAAGAGGAAAAAAGGUAACUUUUCUUCAAAAGGUCCUAAUUUCGUUCAUACCAAAACAGCACAUUUCCAUUGGCUGUUUACGGCUGCAUUGAUACAGCAAGCAGAAAAAUAA